CUGACACAGACGCUGGUGUUGGAACAAAUUAUGAUUAAGGUUGUUGUUUUACACAGGACUUACAUUGUUUUCGUGAUCAACAACACUGCCUCUUCUCCAAUGUUGUACUUGUACAAUAAGAACUAAAUUCAAGUGUGAUCAAAUUACUCGAUUUCCAGUUGAAACGCCUCAGUUUGACAGGUUUUUCUGGGGCAACAAAAACUAAGUUGGCUUUUCUGCACUUCUUUCAAAGCCACUCGACGUAUGUUAACAUAACUGGUUAAUAUCGCAGCGUUUUGAUAUAUUUCUACAGAUAUAUUUCCUUUCCCGUUUCAUCCUCGCCGUAUUUAUUUAUGCUGGGGCUCUAAUGAAUCUGGUGGAGGAGGACCAACCCUCUGGUGACGCACUCUGCGGAGCUGCGGAGGGAGGCGCUACGGUCCUGCAACCGUCAGCACUGUGCCAGGCUGUGAUUGGUGGACUGGGAUCCGGAGAAUACGACAGGAAAAAAAACAGAGCAGAAAAAACAGAAGACGGUGUAAAACUCCCGACAAACGACCACUAAACUGUGCAGCGAACGUCCGCAGCGGGACAAGGUCUGUGGCUCCGUGUCGAAGGACAUCAGCUCCAGUGAAAGGAGAGAAGGAGGGAGGAGAGAUGUUCACUUGAGAGAGGAGGAUUAUAACACAGCGGUGGAGGAGGAGAGGGAAAAAACGCAACCGAAGAGCAGCUGCGAAUCUUCGGAUUACACUCUCACUUGGGCGACGCUUCGCGAAGCUGGAAGGAUAAGGUGUCGGUCAAAAAAGGGAAGAAGAAAAAAUAUGAUGAUCUGAAAGAAAAACAAUAGGACACUCAAAGGACGCCCGUUGUAGUGGCACUUUGGACGUGGGUGUCCCUUUAAAGCGGAGUGGUAGAAGCAGGAUUCCGCGCAGAGGAAGCUGAGCGAACUCCCUUCCGCACACUGCUGGAUCGUUUACACCCGCUCGGCUCGGCGAAUAGGAACGCUGCGGGUGAGAGGUUUUUAGGUUCGGGGGUUUUUAGUGCUGAUGCCAACGGCAGACUGCAGGCUGGUCCACCAUGGCCGGAUCAUGAGGUGUCUCACUUUCUUGCUUCUACUUCCCGAAACACUGAAAAAGUCCAAGAAGCUCCCGGGCAGCAGGCUGCCGUUAUGUUAUGAGAUCCUGACUCUGUCUCUGACGACGAGCAACAAGAAACAGAAGAGGAAGAUGGCUGCGGAGCUGUACCCCGCUGCCAACACUGAGAACACCAACCUGGCCAACGGCACCACGGUGGCGGACACGGAGAAGAGCAAGGCGGCGCAGGUGAACCAGGCCGGUGGAAGCGGCGGCGGCGCCGGCGGAGGGUGCUGCAGCGGAGGCGCGGCCGCGACAACUCCGACCACCCAGCAGAACAUCAACAACAACAACGUCGAUCCACCGAGCUGGCAGUGCAGCCACCCCACACUCAGAGAGAGGAAUGCCUUGAUGUUUAACAACGAGCUGAUGGCUGAUGUCCACUUUAUUGUUGGGCCCAUGGGGGAGUCACAGAAGGUUCCUGCACACAAGUACGUUUUGGCCGUGGGAAGCUCCGUCUUCUGUGCCAUGUUUUAUGGCGAUCUGGCAGAGGAGGAGUCUGAGAUCCAUAUCCCAGAUGUGGAACCUGCUGCUUUUCUAAUUCUGCUGAAGUACAUGUAUAGUGAUGAGAUCGACCUGGAGGCAGACACGGUGCUGGCCACCUUGUACGCUGCCAAAAAGUACAUAGUCCCUGCACUGGCCAAGGCCUGCGUCACCUUCCUGGAGACGAGCCUGGAGGCUAAAAACGCCUGCGUGCUGCUCUCUCAGAGCCGCCUGUUUGAGGAGCCCGAGCUGACGCAGCGCUGCUGGGAGGUGAUCGACGCUCAGGCCGAGCUGGCUCUGCGGUCCGAGGGCUUUUGUGAGAUCGACCUGCAGACGUUGGAAAUCAUACUGCGGCGAGAGACGCUGAACACCAAGGAGGUGGUGGUGUUCGAGGCCGUCAUGAACUGGGCUGCAGCGGAAUGCAAAAGACAAGGUCUGGGGCCCACCACCCACAACAAGAGGGACGUCCUUGGGAAGGCGCUGUUCCUGGUGCGGAUCCCCUCCAUGAGUUUGGAGGAGUUUGCCAACGGAGCGGCACAAUCUGAUAUCCUGACACUGGAGGAGACACACAACAUGUUCCUGUGGUAUACUGCAGCUAAAAAGCCUGAACUGGACUUUCCGCUAACUGCCAGGAAGGGCUUGUUGCCUCAGAGGUGCCAUCGCUUCCAGUCCUCAGCCUAUCGAAGCAAUCAGUGGCGCUACCGCGGCCGGUGUGACAGCAUCCAGUUUGCCGUGGACAAGAGGAUUUUUAUCGCCGGUCUGGGCCUGUACGGGUCGAGCGGUGGAAAGGCCGAGUACAGCGUCAAAAUUGAACUCAAGCGGCAGGGUGUGACCCUGGCCCAAAACCUGACCAAGUUUGUGUCUGACGGUUCGAGCAGUACGUUUUCCGUUUGGUUCGAGCAUCCGGUCCAGGUGGAGCAGGAUGCGUUCUACACGGUGAGCGCCGUGCUGGACGGGAACGAGCUGAGCUACUUUGGCCAGGAAGGCAUGACGGAGGUGCAGUGUGGGAAGGUGACAUUUCAGUUCCAGUGUUCCUCUGACAGCACCAAUGGGACUGGAGUACAAGGAGGACAGAUCCCGGAGCUCGUGUUCUAUGCAUGAGCUGUGAACUGAACACAAAGCAGCUCUCCCAGCCUUUACAGUAAUGUAGCAUUAAUGACACUUGAGUAACGUCACACUACAUGGCCUGGAUUAUUAUUUUGAGAGACUAUUUUGGAAGCAAAGCAGCUGUUGUUUUAAUCUUAUUUAAUUUAACCUUAUUUUUUUUAUUUAAACUCUGAGUUAACUUUAUUUGCUCUGAUGCCUGUGUGUAAUGGCUGCAGCUGCUGUAGAAACAACAUUAAUGCAGUGAUCUGUUGUUAUGUAAUCCAGCUCCACAACUGGAGCCUUAAAUCCUGCAACAACUGCGAGUCCUGAUCUGCAAUGUUGUUACUGUAGUCAAAAUCAGCAACGUUACCACACGGAGCAGACUUGAUUUUAGUGUUAAUAUUAUGAAUACAGGUGAAAGAAGAAGUAGAGAUCAGAAAUGUUUUGCACUUGAAGAGGGCAGCCUCACAAACACGGUGUCUUUUUGUAAAAUACGAUGUAACCGUCAGCAGCUUGACGCUGUCUGUACUAGAAUGCCUAUAAACCUGGUGAUAAAACAUAAAGGUUAUAAUGUGA
This is a messenger RNA of Cynoglossus semilaevis (tongue sole), 3254 nucleotides long. Its product is annotated as BTB/POZ domain-containing protein 6-B. The transcript is spliced from 4 exons. Bases 1023 to 2693 code for a protein of 556 amino acids. The record is from RefSeq and is a predicted model, not a curated record. Gene Ontology annotation, biological process: neurogenesis. NCBI's taxonomy places the organism in Eukaryota, Metazoa, Chordata, Actinopteri, Pleuronectiformes, Cynoglossidae. Gene Ontology annotation, cellular component: cytosol. Gene Ontology annotation, molecular function: protein binding.